AUGUUUCCAACGCAGACAGACGAAACUCUGCGAGACAUUUACAAUACCGCAGGGCCGUCGAUGGAGCACGUCUUCUCCGAGACUCUAGGGGACCCGAGUUACGAUACUCUUGGAGAAGAAGAUGAGGGCGCCGCUCUUGAGGAAUAUGACGACGCUUCUUCUCUUGAGGAAGAUGACGACGCUGCCCUUGAGGAAUAUGACGACGCUUCUCUUGAGGAAGAUGACGACGCUGCUCUUGAGGAAUUUGACGAGGCUGCUUUUGAGGAAGCCUACCGCGCCGAUGUAGAAGCAGGUCGCGCUUUAGAGCCUGGGGAGCCCCAAGAGCCUCAAGAAAUGCUGGUACCGACUGUGGAUCUUACAUUUCGCCCCUGGACCUUUCCCCGCGUGAGCCUUCAGCCCGUCGCGAGCCUUCAGCCAGUCGUGACUCUGGAACUGGAAAGACAUCCCUACGGCUACGACAGUGUUCUGUAUACCGCUCUCGACGAGGACUCCGUCGAAGUGGACGUCUUUGCCUUUCAAUAG
Molecule: messenger RNA, 522 nt
Organism: Saxophila tyrrhenica
Lineage: Eukaryota; Fungi; Ascomycota; Dothideomycetes; Mycosphaerellales; Extremaceae
Exons: 1
Coding region: 1-522 (173 amino acids)
Source: RefSeq, a predicted model, not a curated record